Carcharodon carcharias (great white shark) is the source of this 1610-nucleotide messenger RNA. RefSeq names its product lysosomal associated membrane protein family member 5 (gene lamp5). Bases 204 to 1067 code for a protein of 287 amino acids. Lineage: Eukaryota; Metazoa; Chordata; Chondrichthyes; Lamniformes; Lamnidae. Gene Ontology annotation, cellular component: membrane. The record is from RefSeq and is a predicted model, not a curated record. The transcript has 6 exons.
UCUGGGAUUCCUCAGCACUGCUCUGCGUAUUUCAAAAUCUAUUCGACAGCCAUCGCUACGCGGAAGCAGCACAAAUCCCAAUCCGGUCAGAGGGAUAACGCCUGAUUUGAGGUUCAGCACGGAUCUCGGCGACUUCAUUCCUGACCAGGUAUCAGACUGAGCUGCUGGGUCCGGGAGAAGAGAACGCUUACUCAGCAGUGCAGAUGUCCGAUCUCCAGCACAGCAUGGAAUCAAGCAGGAGGCACCAUCACUUCAGCCCGACAGCAGUCCACAUACUAGCCUUCAUUCUCAAUGUCUUGCUGGGAGUCGCUGCGGAACAGGAGACUGAGAAUCUUUCGGGACUUUCAACCGAUCCCUAUAAGGAUAUUUUUGUGGUUCGGGAAAACGGAACAACGUGUCUGAUGGCGGAGUUUGCAGCAAAAUUUAGUGUCGCCUACGAUGCACGGGCCAGUAACUAUGUAGAUCUCAUUACAGAACAAGCGGAUGUUUCAAUUCCACGCGGAGCAGAUGUUAAAGGAAAAUGUGGGCACAACGAAUCGGAAUUGGAAAUUUCCUGGCUGGAUAACGCGUACAGCUUUAAACUCUUCUUCGUGAAGGAGAUCCGCAACAUAACAAGACAGGACCAUUACUGGAAAAUCAACAAGGUUCAGUUGGUUUACGACUUAUCCGAUUCCACCCGCUUCAAGGAUGCGGCCAACAGCGGGAAGCACACAGCCACAUCUCAUCGGAUUUCUCUCUUCGUGACCCCGGUUGGCAAAUCGUACAAGUGCGAGGCUCAGGAAACCAUCUCCCUCAUCUCCAGUGACCACCAGAAAGUGGUCGCCAUUCUUUUAUCCCAGAUCCACAUUCAGCCGUUCGGCAUCAAGCGCGACUUCACGUUCAGCGAAGCUUCGAAAUGUGUGGUAGACCAGCAGGAGCAGUUAGAGGAGACUCUGCCCCUUAUUCUGGGACUGACCCUGGGACUCCUCAUUGUCGUGAUCUUGUCAGUCUAUCACAUCCACCAUAAACUCACGGCCACCAGCCAAGUGCAGAUCCCCAGGGACAGAUCCGAGUACAAACACAUGUAGAGAGCUCAGACGCAGCUGGACGGCAACCUCCCAGCGAAGAAAGCACAGCAAAACUGCUGCACCGUUCUGCUAACUGUCACAAGGCAUAACCACAGAUAGCAUUUUACCUGACAAACCUCUGUAAGGAUACAGAGCGUGUAAAUAUGAACGCCCCGAUGUAUUGCUGUAUAUAGUUACGCGUGCUUCGUUUAUUUUAGCUAGUAAUGGUAUCGUGACUGCUGCAAACGCAGGAUCCUCACCAAUACCAUCACAAUGAAUAAAACUAUCCUUUAAAAUUAUUGCAAGAUUACGAAUUCGAUGUUAGUGUUAACCAUAACUUAUAUAGUGUAUUGGAAACUUACAUAGCUGCAAUUAUUUCGAACUAUUAAUCAGAAGGUUCAAUUUAAUUUCGUUCCUUCAAACGCUAUUUGCCGAAAUACUUAUCAGUCGAAUUUGUACGUUAUUCUCAUCGCUGUUCCCGGUUCAGUCUUAAUAGCAAAAUGCAAAAUUGUUCAGCUCAUCUUCCUGAAUGCAAGUAUGCUCAUGAAAUAAAUCGAAAUCAUU